Molecule: messenger RNA, 1120 nt
Organism: Eruca vesicaria subsp. sativa (arugula)
Lineage: Eukaryota; Viridiplantae; Streptophyta; Magnoliopsida; Brassicales; Brassicaceae
Source: the annotation of a GenBank genome assembly
AAAAUUGUAAGAAACCGCUCUUGUAGUUUCAAGAGGAUACAAACUUCGAAUCAAAAACCCAUCAAUCAAUGUCCACUCCAGAUCUCAAUCCCUCCUCCGUCUCUCUAGCCGCAUCAGAAACUCCCAUGACACAUCCCAACACACUCAAAACGCCGUCGUACAGAGCCAUAGCUCCGCUUAGCCGUCAUCCUUUCCCGGUCAGACGAUCGCAUCCCGUUUCCGGUUCCCCUAACCAGGACGCUUCAGGUCUGGUUUACCCGAGGACCCGACCCGGAAGACAGAGUCUGAAUACCGCUUCGGGUAGUCCUUUUCCUCCUCCUCCUCUUCCGGUUUACGCGUACCAGAACGGACAGAGUUUGGAUCCAAUGAGUCAGUUCAUGAGAGCUGCGCUUCCUCAGAUCCAACAAGUUUCUCAUCUCGGGUCGGGUCACUUGAAAGGAGUUCCUCACUUCUUACAACCUCAGGUUGCUCAUCCUCUUUCUACUUCAGUUCUAGACAAUGGUGGGCGUAAAAACGCUAGAAGCAGAAACGACGUUCUGGUACUUAUAAGAAAACGAAAGGUUAGAAUAACAGAGGGAGCUUCUCUGUAUUCACUUUGUAGAUCGUGGUUGAGAAAUGGUGCUCAUGAGGGUCUUCAGAAGCAGCAAAACGAUACCUCAAUGACAUGUUUGCCUAAGCCUUUGCCUGCAUCGGAUGUGGUGGAGAAAAGUUUGCCAGAAGAUUCAGUUGAAGAACCAAAUCGUGUACAAGACGACAAAGAGGACGAGGAAUCUGUGAAACAGUUGUCUGAUUCUGAUCUUCUGAAAAGACAUGUUGACCGUGCUAAGAAUGUCCGAGCUAGAUUAAGAGAAGAACGGUUGAAGAGGAUUGCUAGGUACAAGGCAAGAUUGGCUCUUCUUCUGCCACCAUUUGGAGAGUAGUAAUGCAGGAACGAGUAGGUGAUUUAAAGCUUGGGACUUUUAUGUGUAUACGUGCAGUUGAUUUAGUGUUAUAUAUAUAUUUAUCAUAAGGUACCUUAGAGGGGCGUGUGUUUUAGCUUUGAUAUAUAAUAAUCCAUAUAUGCAAGAUUUUCUCGGAGUUUUUCUUUCAGUCGUUUCUGAAUAAAAAAAAUAUAUAUAUU